AUGCAGGACGCGCCGGCAUCGAAUGAUCUCGUCCCUGCUCCCAGCAGUAAUAAACAGAAUUAUUUGCUUCAAAUGCCCACCGAGCUGAUCCAGCAUGUCGCCUACUUCUUGCCCGAAAACACAGACAGGGUUAACUUUGCAUUGUGCUCAAAAGGCCUGAAAGAUAAAAUUCUACCGGCUGAAUCUCAUAUAUGGCGAAGGUUGUUUAGAGAUACUUACGACGACUUGCCGCACCGUACUCUUGUUGAUUACAAGAUCGAAUAUCAGAUUCGAGCUUUGGUCCUUCCAAGGACUGUGGAGUUCGGACAUGGCCAGAAAGAACGGCAAACAUAUUGGCUUGAACUUGUGGGAAACAUGGUCAGGGAAGGUCUCUGGCAAAAGGAGAGCAAGGGGUGGAGCAAAAACUUCGACCAUUUUCGCCAGGUACUUGCUGGAACUGAGUUUCUGAAUCGCCCUGUAAGCGGGCAUUUGAUGGAGAAGCCUGAUCUGCCUUCGGAUUUGUUCUGUGCUGUUCGACUAGCAUUCACAUACUUGGCCCUGGAUCCCUUCAUGUCUGUUAAAUGUUUACGGACCGACUAUGAUGCCAGAAUCGUGUACGCAUGUCCCGACACAGAAUCGGGGCUAGUCAGCGACAAAUUCCACCUCUCAACCGAAACAGCGUUGCAUAUACGGAAUUUCUGGGUCCGCCACCUCCUCAAUCCGGAAGAAAGUAUAUUCUAUAACUCGUAUUUGAGUCUACCCGACUGCCACAGGCCAGGAAAUCCUGAUUUAUUGGGCACCAUAUAUCACGAAAAGCGAAAGCUUCAUCUGUCUUGGUUUGGUUAUGAGUCAUGUUUCUGCCCUUAUCCACCUACUUCAAGUGAUCUCGAGGUCCGACAUAGCUGUGCUGACGGGAGCGGCCACAUCAUCGAAGUUGAGCAUAUUACGCUCCAACUGGAUAUACAUGAUGAUCCCAAAAACUGGCCUGAUCUGUUUGAGAAGUUCGUAACCGAGUAUACCCAUGAUACGACCUUCUUCCGCGGUAUUCAGACGUAUCACGGAUCCAGCGAAAGUCGCUCGAUUGCGAUACGGGGCUUCAUUGAGGGCAUCUACGGCGCCGGGCUCCGUGAAUGCUGGUCGCGCAUUUGCUGGGUCGCGUAUAAACAGACUAAAGUCUCGGAUGGUGAACAGGAACAGGGGCAAGACUUGGGAAGUUCCUUCUUCAAUGGAUUAUGGCCGCCAAUAGAUAUGGAUACCGAUUUCGACUAUAUCUAUGGAUAUGAGGCAGUGCUUGUUCCUGGGAGCUCGCUUAUGGUUGGGCACUGGUGGGAUCCUCGAGCAGAUGAGGCUACUGGUGCAAAGGGGCCGUUCAUCUUCUGGCGCCUCAUCGCCGAUGACUCCAACAAGGAUCGAGGUCCAGCCAUGACUAGCAGAGACGAAGCCGAUCCGUCUGCCGCCCAUGCUCCGCUCCUCGCUCCGGAGUUUCCAGCGAGGCAGCAUAACGAGGUAGACCAGCCCAGGCACUCAAGUAGUCGGUUUAUAUGGUAUCUCACCUUCUCCGCUGGAAUUAGCGGUCUCCUUUUUGGAUAUGACACCGGCGUUAUUUCAUCCACCCUUGUAUCUAUCGGCUCCGAUCUCUCGAACCGGGCCCUUACAACCUUGGAUAAGAGCCUCAUUACGUCCUGCACAAGUCUAUUUGCCCUCAUCGCAAGCCCGCUCGCUGGAAUCUUGGCGGAUAGGCUCGGUCGGAAGAAGGUCAUCCUUGUCGCGGACAUCUUGUUUACCGUCGGAGCGUUUAUACAGGCUGCUUCGAGCGAAGUGUGGAGUAUGAUUAUUGGUAGAAGUAUUGUUGGCCUUGCAGUUGGCAGUGCUAGUUUGGUUACCCCCUUGUAUAUAUCGGAGCUAGCACCUUCAGAUGCAAGAGGCAGGCUUGUCACCAUAUUGAGUCUUUUUAUUACUGGUGGUCAAGUGGUGGCAUACAUCGUCGGCUGGCUAUUCUCUUAUGUUGAUGGAGGAUGGCGCUGGAUUGUCGGCUUGGGAAUGCUUCCGGCAAUCUUCCAGCUCAUCAUCGUUAUAGCUUUACCUGAGACACCGCGAUGGCUGGUGCAGGCAGGUCACGAAGACAAAGCCCGGGGUAUCCUGUCAAAGGUCUAUCAAGACGACCAAAUCGCGAAGCAAACCUUGCGGGAUAUUCAGCAGGAGGUUGCCGAAGAGGAGGCUGUCACCAAAACUUCCGAGGGUGCAGGCGUUAAACAGCGAGCGCAUGACUUGUUCCAGAUAGGGGGCAAUCGAAGGGCAUUGACAAUCGCCGUGAUGCUCCAAGCAUUGCAGCAACUAUGCGGCUUCAACAGUCUCAUGUAUUUCUCAGCGACAAUAUUUUCCCUUCUUUCGUUCUCCUCGCCAACCCUUACUUCGUUAUCUGUUGCCAUGACAAACUUCAUCUUCACGCUGCUUGCCUUUGUCUACAUCGACCGGAUUGGGCGCCGCCGUAUCCUCCUCUGCUCAAUACCAGUCAUGGCCAUCUCGCUCUUUGUCUGCGCCCUAACAUUCUCCUCUGUGGAGUUGCCAAACAACUCGCCAGAGGCACACGCUCGUCAAGCUGCGCCGCAUAGCUCCAUUCUCCCAUUGGUCAUCCUACUAUGUCUCACUAUCUACACUGCAGCCUACGCUUUUGGCCUAGGCAAUGUCCCCUGGCAACAAUCGGAGCUUUUUCCUUUGAACGUGCGGUCACUCGGGUCCGCUCUUGCGACUGCAACAAACUGGGGCUCGAAUUUUAUCAUUGGGCUAACCUUUCUCCCUAUGAUGGAGCUGCUGUCUCCAAGCCUGGUCUUUACGCUUUACAGCGUUGUUAGCAUCAUUGGCUGGUUUGGAGUGCGUGCUAUUUACCCUGAGAUGAAUGGGCUCAAGCUUGAAGACGUAAAGGAUCUUCUUGCAGAUGGCUGGGGUGUGAGGGAGAGCUUGGUCAGGGCUCGUAAUAGGUCUGCUUGA
This is a messenger RNA of Aspergillus mulundensis, 2967 nucleotides long. RefSeq lists its product as uncharacterized. Bases 1 to 2967 code for a protein of 988 amino acids. Gene Ontology annotation, cellular component: membrane. The transcript has 8 exons. Gene Ontology annotation, molecular function: protein binding; myo-inositol:proton symporter activity. Lineage: Eukaryota; Fungi; Ascomycota; Eurotiomycetes; Eurotiales; Aspergillaceae. Gene Ontology annotation, biological process: transmembrane transport. The record is from RefSeq and is a predicted model, not a curated record.